ACGAACCAGACAUGAGAGCUGCCGAUUAUAUUAAUUAAGAAGUGGUCCGGACCGGACUAAACAACAAACAACAUGCGGUUGGAUUGAGACAUCAACACGCCAACACCAUACAACUCAACUCGUCGGUUGGAUUAGGACAUCAACACGACACCACACUCACCGUCGACAUAGAGUGCCCAAACAACACAGGCAGCGGCAACCCCACACGAGAGCACAAAACUGCUAAAGGUCAUCGUUAUCAAGCAAAGAUGCAGAGCAUCCAACAACUCCGACUUUCCAAAGCAGCCAACAGGCGAACCAAACAAAAAGCAGAUAGACAACCCGAAGCGAAAGGUCUCAACAAGUCAUCGUUGCCGGGCUCAGGCACAAAGCAGCUUCGACUUCCAAUCUUGACCCUCUGCCCUGCCUCCGGUUUUUGCCCGACCUUCGAAACAUUCUGGACCACGAAGAAGGGAGGUUCGCCUCGUGUUAUCGUUGCCGAGCCACAUCCACUGAUGUAGCAGCUCCGACUUCACGUUGCAAAACCCCCACCUCCACUCGCAUACCAGGCACCGAGAAGCGAAGCAACAGCCGAAGGCAAAGUCCUGGCCGAGACGAACUUCAGAAGCGACGCCUUCAGGAAGGGAGUGACGUCACUGUGACGCCACCGUCACCUGUCCGUGAUGGACCGAGCUUUCACCCAAGGAAGAUAGCACUGGGGUGUGACGCCCUUAACAGGGGAAGCGACGCCCAUGGGCGUCACCGUCGCCGAGACUUUCGCCCAAGAGCCCCCAGCACAACGUCUGGCCGAAACCUCGAGACACAGCAAGCUGCCUCCGCCGUCGCCGGUACCCCGACGUACCACACAAAUGAUGAAGAUUUUGGGCCUGCCGCCACCACCACCCUGCGCUAGCCCGAUCGACUAGCCGAUGCUGCCCCAGACGAGAGGAGGUCCCGCCACUGCAAUUCCGGCCGACUGCGCAGGCCUGCCGGCGCACCAACGCCGACCUCCACCCCGGCUCAUGCGCUAGCCCGGGACCAGCCUGCCGCCGCCUCCGACGGAUGGCAUGCGGAGGCCGCCAACCUCGCGCGCCAGAUCCAGCCUUCCGCGCGCCAACGCCGCUCCCCCUGGGGGCGCCAGAUCCAGCCCUCCGCGCAUCAGGUACGCGAGCACACAGUCCAGGCACACCUCCAACCCCCGAGCAGCAGCGAUUGCCGUCGCGGCACGCAGGCGCCGCCACCGGGCUAGCCUCGCGGGCGCGCACCCAGCCACAGGCCCGUUGCCUGAGUGGGCGGACGCCGCCACCGUGGGUUGGACGCACGACAAGGCAGCAAGCACCCGCCCGACGCCUUCACCCCUAGCCGUGCGAGCAACCCACCAGCUAGCUCCGGCGGCGGCAAGGCAAAGAGAUGGGGAGGGAGGGGAGUUGGCAGCCACCCGAGUCGCGAGGGGGCGAAGCCGGGGCCGACCACGCCGACGAGCAACUCACGGUGACCUUGGCGGCUGUGCCCGCCCAGAUCCACCAGAGGGAGACGGAGAUGCCCCGCCGCCGCCCUCCCCGCAAGCAGCCGAACCUUCCGGCGGCCAGCUCAGGCAGCGGCGCGGCAGGGAGAGGCCCACGAAGGGGCGGCGGCGGCUACUAGGGAUUAUGGGGAGCGUCCGAGUCGCCCGACGCGGGGCAACCAGGACGCGGGGAGAUGACACACGGAUUUGAUAUCCGUCGGAUAUCUGAUUUAUGAUCCGUGACCUAUGUUGCUUGAAACCGGCGUAACACAAUAACAUCGCAAGGAGCACGCGAAGACAACCGACGGCACCAACUACCAGUUCUCAUGAUGUGUUAUGGUAUAUGGCAAAUACAAACAAGCAGGCGACUGCCACCUGCCAGAACUAGAUAUACAUGUAUGUACUUAAUCCAGGGUCAUCAGACUGUGUACGACUGCUGGAUGGUGUCGAUGUCUAGGCCCUUGAGCUUCACAACCGACUCCACAUGCCCCUUCAGCGUGUGAAGCUCCCUCAGCCUGCAAAGGAACAUCAACGAGCCUAUGGUUAGCUUACAUCGACACUAUACACCUGAUUGAUUUAUGUUGACAAAGAACUGGAUGCUGUUUUUUUU
Zea mays is the source of this 2093-nucleotide messenger RNA. Its product is annotated as translation initiation factor IF-2-like. The transcript has a single exon. The record is from RefSeq and is a predicted model, not a curated record. Lineage: Eukaryota; Viridiplantae; Streptophyta; Magnoliopsida; Poales; Poaceae. Bases 1047 to 1694 code for a protein of 215 amino acids.